This is a messenger RNA of Westerdykella ornata, 3027 nucleotides long. RefSeq names its product serine threonine protein kinase SNF1p. The transcript is spliced from 3 exons. Gene Ontology annotation, cellular component: cytoplasm. The coding region runs from base 182 to 3004 and encodes 940 amino acids. The record is from RefSeq and is a predicted model, not a curated record. Gene Ontology annotation, molecular function: protein serine/threonine kinase activity; ATP binding. NCBI's taxonomy places the organism in Eukaryota, Fungi, Ascomycota, Dothideomycetes, Pleosporales, Sporormiaceae. Gene Ontology annotation, biological process: intracellular signal transduction; protein phosphorylation.
GCAUGGUUGCACAUCGAGUGUAUCCCUGAGGAGGGGCAGUGCCUUGUCCGGAAGCCGCCAGCUGUACAUUUGAGCUCCAAGUCGUAAAAGCAGAGCUGUCGGAGUCGUUGCAGAGAAAGACAGACUGCCAUAAGCAACACCGUCUUCCUUUUCCACUCCUAAACCGCAUACCACCUCCAAAAUGUCCGCAGCAAUUGAUAACGAGGACCUGGAGGAGCUGUCCAUCUCCAUCCAACCCAAUAACCGCCGCAGUUCAACCCGUCCCCCUGAGCCGUCAGUCCCGGAGGCCGCCAACGACCCUCAGCAACAAGAAGAGAGACCGCACUCCGCUGUUCAGGAGACGAGGAGCAAACGCGAUCCCAAGACCAGCCAGAGACUCGGACAGUACACGAUUGUGCGAACGCUCGGGGAAGGGUCGUUCGGCAAGGUAAAGUUGGCCACUCACCAGGUCAGCGGGCAGAAAGUCGCACUCAAGAUCAUCAACAGGAAGAAGCUGGUGACUAGAGACAUGGCUGGCCGGAUAGAGCGCGAGAUCCAGUAUCUCCAGCUCCUCAGACAUCCGCAUAUCAUCAAACUCUACACCGUCAUCACCACACCGACCGAGAUCAUCAUGGUGCUCGAAUACGCCGGUGGCGAACUCUUUGACUACAUCGUCCAGAACGGAAGGCUACCCGAGGACAAGGCGCGCAAGUUCUUCCAGCAGAUAGUAUGUGCGGUUGAAUAUUGCCAUCGCCACAAGAUUGUCCAUCGUGAUCUGAAGCCCGAGAAUUUGCUUCUGGACGACCAGUACAACGUGAAGAUUGCCGAUUUCGGUCUGAGCAACAUCAUGACGGACGGCAAUUUCUUGAAGACGAGCUGCGGCAGCCCCAACUACGCCGCUCCAGAGGUCAUCUCCGGAAAGCUGUAUGCCGGCCCCGAAGUCGAUGUCUGGAGCUGCGGCGUUAUUCUCUAUGUCCUCUUAGUCGGACGUCUCCCCUUCGACGACGACUACAUACCCACCCUGUUCAAGAAGAUUGCCGCAGGAAGCUAUAGUAUCCCCAACUACGUCUCCCCUGGUGCUGUGUCCCUAAUCAAGCGGAUGCUCACUGUGAACCCAGUCCACCGGAUAACCAUCGAAGACAUCCGCGAAGAUCCCUGGUUCCUCAAGGACCUGCCGCCUUAUCUUGCGCUUCCCCGCCAGGAGUUCUUUGAUACAGGCGUCGAUCCAAACAAGGCCAUCGAUCCAAAGAGUCUGGCUCCUUCACAACCUCCUGCAAUUGCCGAGAAGCUCCAUGAGGUGGUUGUAGGCAAACUGGGCAAGACGAUGGGGUACUCGAAACAUGAUGUGCAAGAGGCGCUGGCACAUGAUGAACCGAGUGCAAUCAAGGAUGCAUAUCUGAUUGUGAGGGAGAAUCAGAUCAUGAAGGAGAGCCCUCUCCUGACCAAAGAAAAGGGACUAGAGUCCUUCAUGGCCCAGUCGCCCCCCACUUACAGCACCAGCUACAUGGGCACAUCAAUACCGGAAAGGAUGGCCUCCGCGACUCGUCCACAGGUCAUCCAACCUUCAGCAGAUCACGAACGUCAUCGGCAAGGCUCCAACGCGAGCAACCAUAUUGCCAACCUUCGAAGCCCUGUCAGCACCAUUGCUGUUCUGCCGAGCAGCCUGCCGGACUAUCACAAAGCCUUCAUGGAAGGAAAGCCGAAGCCCCCUCCACCUCCGGAAGCCGAAUCGCCCAUGGGCGCACAAACAAGCGAACAACGCGCUGCCCAGGCACGGCGUCUCCGGCCCAAUUUCCGAGCAAUGCCUGAUCCCGGUAGACAACGGCCCGAGCCGCUGACUGCACUUCCCACCAAGAAGCCCAAACCUACGAGAUGGCAGUUUGGUAUCCGGUCUCGAAACGCACCGGCUGAGGCCAUGUUGGCUAUCUACAAAGCUUUAAAGGCAAUGGGUGCUGACUGGGAAGUGCCCAAGUAUCGCAGACCUGGAAGUAGUCGAUCUCGCAGCCGCAGCGGGUCUCCAGAGAGGUCUCGCUCCCGCUCGAGAUCGGAAAGUCGGUCGCGCAGCCCAUCCAUCGACUCCCGCUCUUCUGAAGGUGAGGAGUAUAUCUCUGACCGCUCUCGUUCUCCCGACCGCCGGGGACCGCUGUCCGUCCGCAACUCUACCGAUGGAGACCACUUGCAGCGGCCCCGCGGUCGUCAACGCAGACACUACAGCAGGAGUAAUGACUGGGGGUAUAAGAUACCCAAGGAUCCGUGGGUCAUCAAUGCGCGGUUCCGAAAGGACGGCUUGUUACCUCCUGGCGUGGCACACCCGUCGUCCACGCACUCCUCCCGCGCAGAUCUCAACGUCGAUCCUGCAGCUGCACGACGCCGCAGCUCAACGAAUACUAGCCACUCUAGCCUGACUCACCAGGCUGAGGCCUUGGGCGGCGCGAGCGACCAACUGCAGCAGGCACAGCAGCAGCCUCCACGCCCUGGCUCCGUAACCAGCGAAUCUCAUCCCUCUCCUAGUCCCAACAAAGACAAACACUCUUCUUCCUCGGCCGAAGAAGCAGUCUACGUCUAUAUGUCCAUCCAGCUCUACAGCAUCGAUCGCGAGUUCUUCGUCGUGGACUUCAAGUGCGCCGGGUACGAGCGGUUGAUUAAUAAUCUGGUUAGGGAGAUCAAGGCUACGAGCUCGACGGGUAUGGGGACGAGGGAUACGUCGGCAUCGAACCUCCCGCUUGAGGGGAAACAACAGCAGCAGGCGCAGGGAGAGCAGCAACAGCACCAUCACCAUCACCAGCAUCACCAGCAUGAAGAUGGCUGGGACGACCAACGCGGCGUAUGGCGCCGUCUCGCUGAAGGGGAGCCGUUACCAGAGGAUUUAGCGGCUCAGCUUAGGGAAGGGACUGGCAAGGGGGUCUUGAGAGAAAGACAUGAGGAAGUGGGUGUGGGAAGAGUGCAGGGCGAGAAGAGGGCAACGAGCCCGUUUCCAUUCCUGGAUGUUGCGAGUCAGUUGAUUCUGACGUUGAGUGGGGAGUAGUAAACGAGUGAGGGGAGGAUGAC